GUGCUGCCUGGAAUGGCUCCGGUGCUGUCAGCGCCCGUCAAAAGCACAAAGCCAGCUCUCAGGAUGAGCGGCGGACCGGCUCUCGCCUCAUCAUCUUCAUCAUAGGCGGGAUCAGCUUCGCUGAGAUGCGAUGUGCCUAUGAGGUCACCCAGGCUGUCAAAUCCUGUGAGGUCAUCAUAGGGUCUUCCCACAUUUUGACCCCUAGAAAACUUCUGGAUGACAUCAAGUCCCUGAGCAAACGCCCAGUGGAGCCUUUAACAGUAGAGGAAAGGAGCAGUGCCUAAGAAAGUUGUCCCUGCCCAUAACAAUCCCUCAAACCACUUCUGGCUCCCUACAUAUCAUAUCACUCAGCACAGUGUACUCAACUCAGUUUACUUCAUGCAAACCAGGAGGGAAUCAAACUUAUACCCAUCUUUAUACUUUAAUAUUCAAAAUUUAUAUUUCAAACCUAGCACACACAAGGACAACUUGUGUUUUAUGCAGCUUUUCCCAUCUGAAUGUUGCCUGUUCAUCCUACUAAUAACAUUUUACGUACAAAUAGUCUAACCCAACUUUGUCGUUAGAAAUACAGCGUUACACGUUUAGAUUAACAGCCAAUGUAUAUACUUUACGUAAGCACUAUGUUUGUGCUCCGCCUUUUUGAUUGUUGUUUGUUUUUGCACUCUGUUUUAUAAAACCCUAAUGUACUUUCAAAGUGUUUUAACAGAUUAUAAAGAUUAUUCCUUGUUUUUCUCUAAUAAAUGGAUGCAGUGGAUCACAUUAUUCUCUACACAGCUCUGAUGACAUGUGCGUCACCCACAGGGGAGGCAGGAACCAGGCUCGGUGUCAGUUACAGGAGCAGGUGUCCGGUGACACGGUGUGAACAGCCAGUGAAGUCCUGCUCCAUUAAUCUCAAAUGGAGAAACGUUUAGCUUCAACAAGGCCUCCCUGCUCUUUGACCACUAUCUACUUCCAUUUUUGUUGCUGUCCUCCUCUGUUUUAUUAGCGUAUUAGCGUUAUAAUAAUUUUUUAUAGAGCUUGAUCAUUUUAGACCGCGAUAAAGAAAGUACUACAGUGGAAAGCAAAACGCCCUUUAAAUAUAUUGGAUUGUUGGAUUCAGAAGCGAAAAACCGAAUACUGAGGAAAGGGGCUUUAACUAAAACACUUUUUGCGCAUGCGUCAGCCCCGACCGCCAUCAGCGCAAGUUUCUGGUGUUGUCAUGACAACCGGCUUGCAAUCGCGGGUCAGAUUUCCUCAUUUUAGCGUCAAUUCUAAAGAAAACCUUAUUUAUCGUUUAAGUUUUAGUUCUAUAAAGGUUGUUGUUUCCCGCCAAUAGAUUCAGGCGAGUUGUUUUCAGGAAGGAAACGAGGGACAAAAUGCUGUCGCUGACGCGUAAAGGUGUCGCGGCAGGUGCGGAGCUCGGGGGCGAGCGUGAAGGGGGACGACCAGGGUUCGGCGUCCAGGACUGGUCCGACGGCUCCAGAUACGAGGGCGGGUUCGUGGACGGACUCAAGCACGGCAGCGGAAGAUACAGCUGGAGAAACGGGGAGUUCUAUGAGGGUUCCUUCUACAAGGACUACAGACAUGGGAAUGGAGUGUACAGCUGGCCCACGGGCCACACGUUCACCGGAAAGUUCUACCUGAACAGAAAGGAAGGGUGUGGACGGCAGCUGUCCCCUGACGGAACCGUCUUUCAGGGUCUGUACCACGCCGACCAAAGGUUCGGUCCAGGUGUGGUCACGUAUCCAGACGGUCGUCAGGAUGUGGGUCUGUGGGUCGGGGAACGCCUGCUACGUCUAUGCACCUCUGUGGAGGACGGCUUCAGCCUCCAGAACCUUCCUCAAUACGCUGCCUUCACUCCGCCUCCCAAUGUCUUUGGUGGUUUACAGAGUCACACCCGGACCCAGUCUGAGGUGUGUAGAGAGAGCGGCCUGCUGUCAGAUGAGCGCUUCAUCUACCCUCCUGGCAUGGAAAGUUACUCCACUGAUGGAGACCACCUGCCGCUGCCGCCCGGGCGAAGGAGGGAGUUGGAUCAGCACUUUUAUGGCGAGCUGUGGGAGCCAGACGCUCAACUCUACCAAGGCUAUGAGCGAGACCCACUGUCCAGCCUGCCUUUAGAGGCCCGCAUGCAGCAGCACAUGCACCGACACAGGCUGCAGGCCGACUCCGUGGACUGGGACAUGGCUGCGGUUCUGUCUCUGAGCAGAGAGGGCUUCGGUCCCACCGGGCCUUUGGAAGUUACGUCAGAGCUGCUGAUUCAGCAUGCGGCGCGAGGAGACCUCCAAGCUGUUUCUCAGAUCCUCCAGACGGGCCUGGUCCACCCUGAUAUAGCAGACUCACACGGACACACCGCCCUGCUCGCUGCCACAGUAAACUGCCAUGAUGAUGUCAUCCAGCUGUUGUUGGACACGGGCGCUGACAUUGACAGGUUGAACUGUGAGGGCAUGUCAGCCCUGGCUGUGUGUCAUGUCCUCUACUAUCCUUUCCAUUCCCUGAACACCACUUUGGCUGAGCCGUGUUCCAAACCUCAGGAUGCGAAGUCUGAAUGUGGGAACAGUCCUCGUGGCACAAGAGACACACCGGGACCAAACAGACCUCAGACUGCGAACACAACCCUCAGCAAUGUGACCAACCAGAGCCACCUCUCUGAGCCGACUCAUGAAGAGCGCAUCUGUCAUCGAAGCAUUGAAGUGUCCAGUGAAGAGGAGCUCAUUACUGAACACUGGACUGAUCUGAAUGAACCCCACACCCCGGCAGAGUCUGUUUACCUAGAGGAUCAGGAGGAGAGAGGAGAGAAGAUCAGUGAGACACAGAGUGAGGCAGAGAUUCAAGAGACAGAACAACGCAGCCAGAAAGAGGAGGGAAACAAAGCAAAGGAGACAAAGGCUGUAGAUAAACAUGAUCAGACGUGGCAAAGUGGAGAAAGUCAGGGAGGAGCAGCCGAGGAUGACGAGCUUAAGGAGGAAGCUGAGGGAGGUGCAGAUGCAGAGGAGCCAGAAGAGGAGCGCUCCAUUCUGGUGUCAGAUGGUCACAUGACGCUGGGCAGCGUGCGGUGGAAAGGCCGGGACGGGGCGGCGGCAGGAAGUCAGGCACCAAACAAAGAGCUCACCCAGAAUCAGAUCUUUGACUCGGCCCGCUCCGUCCGCAGCUAUGAGAUCCAGGUGACGGAGGAGCUGAUGCAGCGUUCGGCAGAAGCGCUGAGUUGCGCUGGGGUCCCUCUGAACUCCGACUCGCAGGAGACCGUGCGCAGAAUGGCUGCUAUGAAAUCCAGUGAGUUCUGCUCAUGGACACCGGUUCGUUUAAACACCCUGAAGCUGCUACUGCAGCGGGGAGCGGACCCCAACGCGUACGUCCCGGCGCCGGUCCUCAGCCUGGCAGUGAUGGCGGGCGACACCGAGGCCGUCAGGCGGCUGCUGCUGUGUGGGGCUCGGGCUGACGCCCCCCUUCCACCUGAGGUGGGUAGGAAAGGCCUACGCCCCCUGCACAUAGCAGCCUCACUGCCGGGUCCAGCGGGUCCCAGAAUCACCGAGCUGCUGCUGCACGCUCUCGCCGACCCGGACGCACAGGCCUGCGACCAGGACGAGCUCUACGGAGCAGAUCAAAUUCUACUGAAGCCAGAGGAACCGCUGGACGACAAUGGGAGUCCAGAUGUCACAGCGGGAGGCAGGACGGCCCUGCACGUGGCCUGCCACAGAGACAGCGACUACGCGAAUGCCAGUAAGGUGGUGGCCCUUCUGCUCUCCCACAGAGCCAGGACCGACCUCCUCUGGAGCGGACACUCAGCCCUGUCCCUGGCUAUCGCGAGUGGCAAUGACCUGGCAGUGGAGGAGCUGCUGAAAGGCGGCGCAGACCCCAACCUCCCUCUGGGCCCCCGGGUGGGCAGCGCCCUCUGUGCCCUCUCCGACAUCAACUACCACUUAGGUGGCAACAGAGCUAAGCUGUUGGACAUGUUAGCUAAGGCUGGUGCCGACAUGUUGAUGCCGGUUCGAGUCAGAGAUGCUGUGGGAACCGCAGUAGACUUCGCACAUUACUCCUUCAGUCAGGACCUGCGUAUCGCCAACACUCCCUUCCACGCUUUGAACAUGCGGGAAAGGGAAAUAUUCAAAACUCGACAACAGCUGCUGAGCAUGAUGGGAGAUCUGCUGAGACAGGCUGCUGCUCAGAGAGAGAGGGAGCGAUCAGAGGGAGCAUCCCUCAGGUCGAAGUCGCUGCUCAGCAGUGAAAGUCCACCGCACCUCACGGAAAAACACAGGAACCCAGUGUUUAGGUUCUGCUAUCACUGCGGUCGCUCUCUGUCCGUGAAGCUGACCGCUUGUAGACGCUGCAGCAAGGUCUUCUUCUGCUCCAGAACCUGCACGGUGAAAGCCUGGGAUAAAAGACACAAGGAGGAGUGUACCCGGGUGUCAGCAUCUGCCAAUGGCAUCCUGAAGACUGCUGUGAGUGCUAAAGCCCAAAGAGGCCCCAGUUCCAGGACCACCACCAAAACCAAAACAGCCCCCAGCCCUUCGAGGGUCAGGCUGAAGUCCCAAAGAACCGCAGCAGAGAACGUCUGGGACAGUCAACUCAACCUGACGGAGAACUACAGCCACAACUGAAGGAUUAUUUCUACCCGGAGUCCUGUUUUAAGGUGCCAUAAGGAUAAUAUGCAGGAUAAUCCUUAUUUCUUUCUCUUUUUUUUAAGCACAACACACAAACUGUAGUUCAGAGCAUCACACACUGCUGUUCACAAGGAUACAAACUAACCUCUAACAGCACUUUAAUCAUAUUAAUACCAGCUUUGCCUGCAGUUUAUCAUCUGUCAUGUGCUUGUGCAUCCACUUAUCGUCACAAAUGUAAGAGAAGUGUUAUUCCAGUCAGGUGUGACUUUUGUGAUUCAUAAAUUCAUAAAUGCAACUAAAACACUGUCUGUACUUUAACUAAUAGGGAACUAGACAGACGUACAGAGUUCAGCCGUUCAGUUCUGCUAAUGGAAUUAUAUGUGUCAUGAUUCAUCAAGUGUCUUUUCUUUAUAUAUGUUACAGGAGGGAAUAACUUGCCCUUGUCUCAUCUUGUAAAGUAGAAUGACAUAACAUUUAUGGAGCAUUUUGAAAGUCAGACACUGAUCAUUACCAUUAAAAUAUUUUAGGAGCACACAA
Molecule: messenger RNA, 5114 nt
Organism: Betta splendens (Siamese fighting fish)
Lineage: Eukaryota; Metazoa; Chordata; Actinopteri; Anabantiformes; Osphronemidae
Product: ankyrin repeat and MYND domain-containing protein 1-like
Molecular function (GO): protein binding
Source: RefSeq, a predicted model, not a curated record